Trichomonas vaginalis G3 is the source of this 2511-nucleotide messenger RNA. RefSeq names its product guanyl-nucleotide exchange factor protein. The record is from RefSeq and is a predicted model, not a curated record. NCBI's taxonomy places the organism in Eukaryota, Parabasalia, Trichomonadida, Trichomonadidae. The transcript has a single exon. The coding region runs from base 1 to 2511 and encodes 836 amino acids.
AUGACAUAUCAAUUAUCUAGUGCAGGUUAUACAGGAAGUAGGCUUUGCCGCCCCGGCACGGCAAAGCUCGCAGAGAUAUUAAAUGCACCCGCAGACAUUAUAUACUAUGCGUGUGGGUGGAAAUUCAAUGUAUUCUACACAUCGGCGCAUCAAUGGUUUGGAUGCGGUGAUAACGAAUUCAACCAAAUGGGAUAUACAAGCGGUGACACCGAUAAAAUUCAUGUACUUGCUCAUCUAAAAGACAUAAUUCCAACAAUUUUCGUUUGCGGUGAUAAAUUUACAGCAAUAGUUUCAGAAGACGGCCUUUUGUACACAAUGGGCCACGAUUAUGGCCGCACACCAACAAAGAGAACACUCGAACAUAAAAUAUCAUUUAUUGCAGCCGGACAACAAUCAUUAGUCGCGAUUCCAGACGGCCCAGGCAUCUACUUUUGCGAAUCUGGUAAGUCAGAGAUGAAAUACGAAUGUAAAAACAUUACAUUUGUCGAUGCAGCUGCAGGAGAGACACAAUUCCUUGCGUUAUCGAACGACGGCCGCGUAUUUUCAUGGGGUAAAGGUAAACCAUGCGGACAAGGCAGCAAAUUCGUCAGCCAAAUACCAAAGCCAGUGAACAUCGAAGGAAACCCAACAAUUGCCCGUGUUUUCGCAUACAACAACACAUCAUUCUUACUUGAUACGGAUAACCAUCUUUGGGCAGCCGGUAACAACAAAAACGGGCAAGCAGGUCUCGGUCCAUCAAUUAAAGUUACAAACACAUUCUUACGAAUUCCAGAUUUCACCGACAACACUAUUACAUCUGUCUCCGUUGGUGAUGCUAUGUCAUACGUUCUUACAGAACAAGGUGAAGUCUUUUCUACAGGUGAUGGUGACGAUUCACGUUUAAUGCAAGACCACAUUGAUUCAUCAUCAGUUUUCAGUCCAUGUGCUCUUCUUAAACGUAAGCGUGUUUGCUUUAUUUCUGCUGGAUGUUCACAUGUUAUUGUUGCAUCCGGUAUGCGAAGUAUUUUACCACAUCCUAUCCUUGGGUUGAGUUCAGCCACAUCUAGUUACCCUAAAACAUUCACAAGCAUUUCGAAAAACUUCGUUGUCGACAUCAGUGACGCCUCAUUCAAUAUUUUAGGGUACGAACGCGGUGACAUUGUUGAAUUUGACGGAUGUGGCCAAGUUUGUAUCGAAGGCUUGAUAUAUACAAACGAAGUUGCACUUCGUAAAUCUAACGGCGAAAUCAUCACCGCUAACGAGAAAGAAUACUCAAGUUACCACGCUAUUUUUAAACUUGUCUCACGAAAAUCAGGCGGUCCAUUUGUUGAAAAGUACGGUCGCUCAGACAUCAAAUACAUCUUUGACCAGUCACAUGAAAAAUGCCUUUACCGUCACGGUUUUGUUUGUGGCGAGAAAGUCAGCCACGAAUUACUUGGCGAAGGUAUUGUUUAUGGUGUUUUAGGGGGCAGUAUCUGGUUUGGUUGGAAAGAAGAUAACUGGGAUGCAUCACGCUCUGAAUUAGUUGAUCCUCUUCAGAUCCAUUCUCUUCUCAGUAUCACCGAAUCAAAACGAAAAAUCGAACGUAUGGAACUUUUUCCAGGUAAGAUUGCGAACGUCGAAACAGAACCAUGCGACUUGCUUAAGUCAUACGGUAUUUUGCGUGGUGACAUCUGCUUCAACGGUGAUAAGUUAGUUCGUGUUUUAGGCAGCUUUUUACACUUUGCAGUUGUUCAAACAGUUGUUGGUGGUAAACUUUCAACCGAAUUACCAUCUAAUUUAAUUCUUAAGCGUCGUAAAUCGAAUUCCCCCGUUUUAACCACGAUCAUUUCAUUGAAUGGUCAAGCCGUCGAUGUUGAUGUUUCAUACCGUGAAGAAGACAAUCUUUAUCCUCUUGACCGCAUUUUGAGUCAUCGUGGUUUCGGUACCGUCAUUGGCAAAGACAUCAACAGCUCUGAAUAUUGGGUUUAUAUGGACGACAUCUAUGUUCUUAACGGUGGCUGUAUUUUAGUUCCUCACACUAAUCUUCAAGUUAUUCGACGAAUUGGAAGUUGCCAAACAAGUUCUGACAUCUAUUCAUUUAGUUUCGAAACAUUCUAUGAAAGUAAUCUUAAUCCCGGUGAUGUUUGCAGUAUCGAAGGCGAUAAUUAUUUAGUUUUAGGUGUUCAACCAGACGAACAUCUUUACAAACUACUUGAUUUAACACGCAAAGUAACUAUUUGUCGAUCAGUUCAUGAUUCAGAUGAUUGGGACGUUAUCUACCGCUCCGGUUUCGACUACAAGCGUACCGACAAAACACUUCGUAACUUGGAGUGCCAGUUUUCGGUUUGUUUGGAAUCAUUCGAAGGUCGUCGUAUGAAACCCGGUGAUUUAGUUUGUACUCCCGAAGGUAGUGCGGUUGUUGUUGGAAUGCUUGUUGACGAUGUUUGGUUCAAACACGACGAAGAUUGUGGUUCAGUUUGUUUCCCUCCUCAAUCUAUUUUUGGCAGUAGUAUCAAAGUCAUCAAACGACUUGGAACAGAUUUACUUUAA